Messenger RNA from Ambispora leptoticha, 311 nucleotides. The record is from the annotation of a GenBank genome assembly. Lineage: Eukaryota; Fungi; Glomeromycota; Glomeromycetes; Archaeosporales; Ambisporaceae.
CUGAAAUGACUCCUGAACAACAAAGAGAACAAUUUAUUCGUGGUUUAAAUCCUAUGAACCAUCCACCAUCUUCUUUUCCAAUUUUUCCGACAGCCAAUCCAUAUGCAGAUACUAACAGAUCAGGGCUGACUAAAAGUGAAAUCGAAGAUUUGAUAAAAACUACAAUGGCAUCCUCACAGCCUCAAACAGCUCAACAAAAUACCGAUUUGCAGUCUACCAUUAAAUCCUUGCAAGAGACUAUGUCUCGAGCGAUUAAAAUACUAGAUAAUAGUAAAAAAUCAGCUGAUAAGAGAGCGGAAGAUAAUACAUAG